Condylostylus longicornis is the source of this 2394-nucleotide messenger RNA. RefSeq names its product procollagen-lysine,2-oxoglutarate 5-dioxygenase (gene Plod). Gene Ontology annotation, cellular component: endoplasmic reticulum. The transcript is spliced from 13 exons. Lineage: Eukaryota; Metazoa; Arthropoda; Insecta; Diptera; Dolichopodidae. The coding region runs from base 77 to 2275 and encodes 732 amino acids. Gene Ontology annotation, molecular function: iron ion binding; L-ascorbic acid binding; procollagen-lysine 5-dioxygenase activity. Gene Ontology annotation, biological process: peptidyl-lysine hydroxylation. The record is from RefSeq and is a predicted model, not a curated record.
AAUAAAUUAUUUUCUAUACUUAAUAAUAUUAUAAAAUACUAGUGAUAAAUUAGAUUUAAAAAGCAACAAAUAUAAAAUGGAACAACAAAGAAGAUAUUUUUUAUACCUUGCAAUCACAUUAAAUUUAUUAAUUCCAAAUAUUUUUGGCUUAUCAUCUAAUGAAAUUGAAGAUGAUAUUUUCGAUGAUGUCAAAAUAUUUACUGUGGCUAGUGAACCAACUGAUGGUUACCUUAGAUAUUUAUGGUCAGCUGAUCACUAUAAAAUUAAAUUUACAACAUUAGGUAUGGGUAAGAUAUGGAAUGGUGGGGACAUGAGUAGUGUUGGAGGUGGUCAAAAAAUUAAUUAUCUUAAAGAAGCUGUUGAAUCAUUAAAAGAUAAGAAAAGUACCAUAAUAAUGUUUACUGACAGCUAUGAUGUCGUAUUUGCAACUGGUUUAGCUGAUAUAAUAAAAAAAUUUAAACAAACUGGAGCUAAAAUAUUAUUUGGUGCUGAACAUUAUUGUUGGCCUGAUAAAAUGUUAAUAGAAAAAUAUCCAGCAGUUGGAGCUCAUGGUGCAAGAUUUUUGAAUUCUGGGAUGUUUAUAGGUUAUGCUCCGUAUGUGUACAAAAUGCUAACAUCAAUUGAUAUUAAAGAUGCUGAAGAUGAUCAACUAGCUUAUACAAAAUUAUUUGUUGAUAGUGAAAAACGAAAAACUCUUGGAAUGGAAUUGGAUUGGAAAUCAGAAAUUUUCCAAAAUUUAUAUGGUGCAUCCGAUGAUGUUAAACUUGAUAUUGAUUUGCAAACAACCGAAGGAACCCUCCGUAAUAUUCAUUUUAUGACAACACCAAGUGUUAUACAUGGCAAUGGAUUAAGCAAAGUAUUUUUAAAUGCAUUAGCAAAUUAUCUUGGUGGUACAUUCAAAGAAAGAAAUUGUUUAAUAUGUGAACAAGGAAAAAUUACGUUAGACGAAACUAAUCUACCAUCAAUUUCAUUAUCAAUUUUUGCUGAAAAACCUGUGCCAUUUUUUGAAGAAUUUCUUGACAAAAUUUUAACUAUUAAUUAUCCUAAGAAAAAUAUUCAUCUAUUUAUAUAUUGCAAUGCUGCAUAUCAUGAUCCUUUAAUUAAAACAUUUGUUAAAUUAUAUGGACCAGAAUAUAAAUCUCUUAAGUAUAUUUAUUCAGAUGACAAGAUUAGUGUUGAAUCAGCUAGAACAUUGUCCAUACAACUUGCUAAAGAUAAAAAGAGUGAUUACCUGUUUGUCGUCGAUAAUUUCGUACAUUUAGAUGAACCCGAAAUUUUAAGAGACCUCCUAAUUUACAACAGAACAUUUAUCGCACCUGUAAUAGCCCGAACAAAUGAAUUAUGGAGUAAUUUCUGGGGUGCUUUAAAUGAUCAUGGGUAUUAUGCCAGAUCUCAUGAUUAUGUUGAUAUUGUCAAAAGGGCGUUAACUGGAAUGUGGAAUGUUCCUUAUAUUUCAACAGCUUAUUUAGUUAAAAGUUCUGCAUUCGAUUCUUUAAAAUAUAAAAAUAAAGAAGUUGAUCUGGAUAUGGCAUUAUGUGAAGAAUUAAGAUCAAAGGGAAUAUUUAUGUAUGUAACAAAUGAAAAAUAUUAUGGACAUUUGGUUGAUUAUGAAGAAUUCAAUACACAAUUGACGAGCCCGGAUUUCUAUCAACUUUUAAAAAAUCCUAAAGAUUGGGAACAACGUUAUAUUCACGAAGAUUAUCAAAAACAAUUAGAAGCUGGUUUUAAACAUAUGCAGCCAUGUCCAGAUGUAUAUUGGUUCCCGAUUGCAACUGAAAAAUUUUGUGAUGAUUUAGUAAAUAUAAUGGAAGGAUUUGGUAAAUGGUCUGAUGGUACAAAUUCUGAUGAACGACUUCAAGGUGGUUAUGAAGCAGUUCCAACACGUGAUAUACAUAUGAAUCAAGUUGGUUUAGAAAAAUUAUGGUUAGCAUUCUUAAAAGAUUAUGUAAGACCAUUACAAGAAGCUGUAUUUUUAGGAUAUUAUCAUAAUCCACCAAGAUCAUUAAUGAAUUUUGUUGUAAGAUAUAGACCGGAUGAACAACCAGCAUUAAGACCACAUCAUGAUUCAUCAACAUUUACCAUUAAUAUUGCCUUAAAUAGAGCUGGAAUUGAUUAUACAGGUGGUGGUUGUAGAUUUGUAAGAUAUAAUUGUUCUGUUACAGAUACAAAAAAAGGUUGGAUGUUAAUGCAUCCAGGUCGUUUAACACAUUAUCAUGAAGGUUUACGUACAACAAAUGGCACAAGAUAUAUUAUGAUAUCAUUUGUAGAUCCAUAAAUUUAAUAAAAUAUUAUAAUAUCAUUUAAGAUUCAUACUAUUAUACAAUAAAUAUUUAAUUUAUAAGUUUUAUAAAUUUUAAAAAGAAUAAAUUUCAAAAUUUUAUACAAGAAAAAAAA